AUUGAAUAUGAAGCGAAAUUUAUCAAUAUUUCCAAAGCUUAUAAAGUGUUAACUAAUGAGGAAACUCGUAGAAAUUUUGAAGAAUUUGGUCAUCCAGAUGGUAAACAAGAUCUACUUUCUGCUUCUAUCGAAUUCAAAGAAUUAGUGGAGCAACGUCCCACUGAUAAUGCGCAGCUAUCUCCGAUUAUUAUUUCUGUAAAAGAUGAGUUGGAAAGACGGUUUGGUGAAAAAUACGAAAAGAGUAAAAGGUAUAACGCUCCGUUUUGCCAAAAAGCGAAUGCUUUAUUAUACGCUCAUAUGUUAAGAGUCAAUAUUGAUGAUAAUGACCUAUUGAAAG
This is a messenger RNA of Racocetra fulgida, 337 nucleotides long. The record is from the annotation of a GenBank genome assembly. Lineage: Eukaryota; Fungi; Glomeromycota; Glomeromycetes; Diversisporales; Gigasporaceae.